AUGCAGAAUAGUGGGUAUUUAGAAUGGUCUGCUUGGACAACAUGCCCUAAAGAAUGCGGAGUUCCGCAUUACAUACAGCGAAGAAGAGUUUGCUAUAACAGGGAUGCAGACUGCUCUGGUGAUWCAUCMCAAACAAAGAACAUACCAUGCUUCAAGGCAUGUCAAGCUCUUAACGCCACCAUCUGCGAGAACCAAACCCAAUUCCUCAUAUGUCCAAAUAAUACCUUUAUCAACAUUGAGAAAGUACUCGUGGGGAAGCAGGCUGAGAACUGUAACGCCACACCAGCUACGCCUUUGAACUGUACGGCUUCCAAAGAAACUGAAGAAUAUAACAGCAUAAGAACCUAUGAGCAAUGUCAGCAGAGAGGCAACUGUACACUAAACUUUACACUUAGUUUAUUUAAGGAUCCUUGUCCUGGUGAUAGGAAGUACCUUCAGAUAAAAUUCUCCUGCACUCCAGUUGUUGUAAGGACAUUUGCUGACAAUGAUUACGCGAAAGUGGAGUGUCCAAAAGAUACAGUCAUGAUACAUCAUAAAAAGGUCUCCUAUGGCAGACUAGAUGGGAACUGCUCUACUGUGAAUAUCCCAAAAGUAAACAAGAUUUGUUCGUAUACAGCGUGUAACGUCAAUCCUGUUAGUCUCGCAAAGUUAGGGGUAGUAAGUGACCCCUGUCCUGGAAAAGAGAAGGAGGUGAUAUUCAAGUACAGCUGUCAAAAAAGUGGAGCCAUUUACACCAUGUGGUCACCAUGGGGGCAUUGCGAGGCAUGUGGUAUGCACGCAAGAAGGAGUAGAACCAGAAAACUUAUCUAUGGAGAUCAAGAAUUGUACUGGGGAUGGCAUGGUGGGAAUCAUUUGAAAAACGCCAAGACUUGUUAUUUACCCUGUGAAGAACACAACGUUACGUCCUGCAACAACACUCUCGAUAUCACGUGUCCACCUUACACCAAAGCUGGAAGUUUCCCUACGGUUGUUGAAGUACGUUCAGUGGUUUAUGGACGCACAGUGGUUGGUGUUUGUCCAGCAAGUGGAGCUUUAACAAACUGCACGUCUUUGGAGACUAGUAAAAAGAGCGUCAUGGAAGUUUGUCAGGGAAGAAGCCAAUGUCUUAUCAAUAAUCUGACAAAGGUUCUUCGGGAUCCCUGUGUUGGCAAUCCCAAGUACUUUACAAUGCAUUACAGGUGUCAGCCAGGUAUUGAUUAACACAUGUUGUCGAUUAGUUUUGCCUGGUGGUGUUAUUGUAAUUUUAAUGUUAAAGAUCAAAAGAC
This is a messenger RNA of Exaiptasia diaphana, 1265 nucleotides long. RefSeq lists its product as uncharacterized. Gene Ontology annotation, molecular function: carbohydrate binding. The transcript is spliced from 6 exons. The record is from RefSeq and is a predicted model, not a curated record. Lineage: Eukaryota; Metazoa; Cnidaria; Anthozoa; Actiniaria; Aiptasiidae. Bases 1 to 1200 code for a protein of 399 amino acids.